GGGAUGGGGCGGGGCGCCCAGCUGGCGUCACCAGGACAACGGGCGUUGCCAGCGCCUUGUGACUCGGGGCUGUGGGCGCGCUCGCCGCUCUUCGGCCAUGGUUUUCUCAAAUAAUGAUGAAGGCCUUAUUAACAAAAAGUUACCAAAAGAGCUUCUCUUAAGAAUAUUUUCCUUUUUGGAUAUAGUAACACUGUGCCGAUGUGCACAGAUUUCCAAGGCUUGGAACGUCUUAGCUCUGGAUGGAAGCAACUGGCAAAGAAUAGACCUUUUUAACUUUCAAACAGACGUGGAGGGUCGAGUGGUGGAAAAUAUAUCAAAGCGAUGCGGUGGAUUCCUGAGGAAGCUCAGCUUGCGUGGCUGCAUUGGAGUCGGAGACUCCUCCUUGAAGACCUUCGCGCAGAACUGUCGGAACAUCGAACACUUGAAUCUCAAUGGGUGCACAAAAAUCACCGACAGCACGUGUUAUAGCCUUAGCAGAUUCUGUUCCAAGCUGAAGCAUCUGGACCUGACCUCCUGUGUCUCCAUCACAAACAGCUCCUUGAAGGGGAUCAGUGAAGGCUGCCGGAAUUUGGAGUACCUCAACCUCUCGUGGUGCGAUCAGAUCACCAAGGACGGCAUCGAGGCGCUCGUGCGAGGCUGUCGAGGCCUCAAGGCCCUUCUCCUGCGGGGCUGCACGCAGUUAGAAGACGAAGCUCUGAAGUAUAUUCAGAACUACUGCCACGAGCUCGUGAGCCUCAACCUCCAGUCCUGCUCUCGUGUCACGGAUGAAGGCGUGGUGCAGAUAUGCAGGGGCUGCCACCAGCUGCAGGCCCUCUGCGUUUCCGGCUGCAGCAACCUCACGGAUGCCUCACUCACAGCCCUGGCUCUGAACUGCCCGAGACUUCAGAUCCUGGAGGCUGCGCGCUGCUCCCACCUGACGGACUCGGGCUUUACGCUGCUAGCUCGGAACUGCCACGACCUGGAGAAGAUGGAUCUGGAAGAAUGCAUCCUAAUCACAGACAGCACACUCAUCCAGCUCUCCAUCCACUGCCCCAGGCUGCAAGCCCUGAGUCUGUCCCACUGUGAGCUCAUCACCGACGACGGCAUCCUGCACCUGAGCAACAGCACCUGCGGCCACGAGCGGCUGCGUGUCCUGGAGCUGGACAACUGCCUGCUCAUCACCGACGUGGCGCUGGAGCACCUGGAGAACUGCCGGGGUCUGGAGCGCCUGGAGCUGUACGACUGCCAGCAGGUCACGCGGGCCGGCAUCAAGCGCAUGCGGGCUCAGCUGCCUCAUGUCAAAGUUCAUGCCUACUUUGCUCCUGUCACCCCACCGACAACAGUGGGAGGAAGUGGACAGCGACUAUGCAGGUGCUGUGUCAUUCUCUGACAGCAACUGCCGGGCCCAUGGCACCUGGACUUGUCCCAUUGCUCAGAGAAGACUGGAGUCUGUCUGACUCGCUCCACCGCCCCCCAAAUCUCUUGAGUCCACUGGGAAAGGAAGGCAUCUGCAGGUAAAGCACUUAUGUGAGGACUGCAAUAACUCUGGUGACAGUUCUCACCUUUAUUCUACUGUGACGCAUCAGAUCAAAGCCUGGUAUCAGUUCACACUGGCAAGAGCACAUAUCAAGCAACUUGGAUCUCUAGGAGGUGGGUACCUGCCUAAGACACAACAGUCCUCUCCUUGGCUCUAUCAGCAUUCUUCAAACAGACCAUCAGUGUUAGCACAAAUUAAGCAGAAAAACUAAAAAGCUGUUUAUUUUCUACCUAAUACUUAAGCCAACGACUUAACUUUAAUUCACAGUGAUUCCAUUUUGAUUAGCAGGAUGUUUCCACUUUGAAGACUAAACAGCAAAUUUAUUUAUGAAGUAACUAUACUGCAAAUUGAUAUUGCCGGAUAGUUUCAUAUGUAGAACUCACUCAUGUGAAAGGUGAGUUAACAGGUUUCAUAAGACACCAAAGAAAUGAGGACACUGAGCUGGGUGGAGCAGGGUCUGCACUGGUUCUAGCAGCUAUCACCUUUGGGGCCAAAACAUACACAAGAAAGUAACUGGGUCCUAGUUGGAAGAAAGCGCCAGCAAUGUGUUGUUACAGGAGAUAAAGAAAUUCUGUCAUACCGCAAAAUUUGGGGGAAAUGAAGGCCUAGUUACAUA
Molecule: messenger RNA, 2132 nt
Organism: Sorex fumeus (smoky shrew)
Lineage: Eukaryota; Metazoa; Chordata; Mammalia; Eulipotyphla; Soricidae
Gene: FBXL2
Product: F-box and leucine rich repeat protein 2
Exons: 15
Coding region: 98-1369 (423 amino acids)
Biological process (GO): SCF-dependent proteasomal ubiquitin-dependent protein catabolic process
Cellular component (GO): SCF ubiquitin ligase complex
Molecular function (GO): protein binding
Source: RefSeq, a predicted model, not a curated record